UGGUGCCCGCACGUAGUGCGUCACAGUCUCCUCGUGCCCAAAGCGCAUCGCGACCAAGUAGCUCCUCCCUGAACGUUCACGGACUCAGCCUACAUCACAGACAACAUGGCGUCCAUUUCUAUGGCCCCCGUUAACAUCUUCAAGCAUGGAGCAGAUGAAGAGAAGGCUGAGACUGCUCGUAUGUCCUCCUUCAUUGGAGCCAUAGCCAUUGGAGACUUGGUGAAGAGCACCUUGGGACCAAAAGGAAUGGACAAGAUCCUUCUGGGUGGUGGCAGGGAAUGCAACGUGACAGUGACCAACGAUGGGGCCACCAUCCUCAAAGCCAUUGGAGUGGACAAUCCCGCUGCCAAAGUCCUGGUUGACAUGUCCAAAGUGCAGGAUGACGAGGUUGGAGAUGGCACCACAUCCGUCACAGUUCUUGCAGCUGAGCUCCUCCGGGAAGCUGAACUGUUGAUUGCCAAAAAGAUCCACCCUCAGACCAUCAUCUCUGGCUGGAGGAAGGCCACCCAGGUGGCCCGCGAGGCUCUCAAGGCUGCCGCAGUGGACCAUGGCAACGACCCAGAGAAGUUCCAGGAGGAUCUGAUGAACAUCUCGCGCACCACGCUCUCCUCCAAGCUGCUGACGCACCACAAGGACUACUUCGCCAAGCUGGCCGUGGAGGCCGUCAUGCGGCUCAAGGGCUCCGGCAACCUGGAGGCCAUCCACAUCAUCAAGAAGCUCGGGGGCAGCCUCACCGACUCGUACCUGGACGAAGGAUUCCUGCUGGAUAAGAAGAUUGGUGUGAACCAGCCGAAGAGGCUAGAGAACGUCAACAUCCUGAUAGCCAACACCGGCAUGGACACAGACAAGAUCAAGAUUUUCGGCUCGCGUGUGCGUGUGGACUCGACGGCGAAGGUGGCCGAGAUCGAGCUGGCAGAGAAGGAGAAGAUGAAGGAGAAGGUUGACCGCAUCCUCAAGCACGGCAUCAACUGCUUCAUCAACAGGCAGUUAAUCUACAACUACCCAGAGCAGCUUUUCGCCGCAGCAGGAGUCAUGGCCAUCGAGCACGCAGACUUUGCUGGAGUUGAGCGCCUUGCACUGGUCACAGGUGGUGAGAUCACGUCCACAUUUGACCACCCAGAGCUGGUGAAGUUGGGCCACUGUAAGCUGAUCGAGGAGGUGAUGAUCGGAGAGGACACCCUCAUCCAUUUCUCCGGCGUCGCCAUGGGUGAGGCAUGCACCAUCGUGCUGCGCGGGGCCACACAGCAGAUCCUAGACGAGGCAGAGCGUUCUCUUCACGACGCGCUGUGUGUGCUCGCCCAGACCGUCAAGGAGACACGCACUGUCUUCGGAGGAGGCUGUUCUGAGAUGCUGAUGGCCAAGGUGGUGAUGGAUUUGGCCAACAGGACACCCGGAAAAGAGGCUGUUGCCAUGGAGUCCUUCGCCAAAGCCCUCAUGAUGCUUCCCACCAUCAUUGCAGACAACGCCGGCUACGACAGUGCAGACCUGGUGGCCCAGCUCCGGGCAGCACACGUAGAGAACAAGACCACCUAUGGCCUGGACAUGCAGAACGGCAGCAUUGGGGACAUGGCCCAGCUGGGCAUCACCGAGAGCUUCCAGGUCAAGAGGCAGGUGCUGCUCAGCGCCGCCGAGGCUGCAGAGAUGAUCCUGCGCGUAGACAACAUCAUCAAAGCAGCGCCCAGGAAACGUGUACCAGACCACCACCCCUGUUAAGUAGUUAAGCAUGAAGUGAAGAGGAUGAGGAAAACAAAGUACAAAGAUGACGAAGAGCACUCUGUAUAUUUAUUACCUCCGGGGUGCCGUGUGUGUGUGUGACGCCACUCACCUGUCCAUCUGUGUGUUUGUGUGUGGCGUCCCACACCUGUCUCUCGCCUGUCUUGCUUAGGUUCAAGGCUCCCUAGUCACAUUUUUUUGUCAAGUUCCGAAUGCACUGUUGCAACCUGACCAUGUCACACCCCUGUCUGAAGCAAGGUGACAGUAUGAACUGUUUUUUGUUUACUGAUCAAUAAAAAAAUGUACUUGUGCUACCAUGCUGUA
Molecule: messenger RNA, 2037 nt
Organism: Engraulis encrasicolus (European anchovy)
Lineage: Eukaryota; Metazoa; Chordata; Actinopteri; Clupeiformes; Engraulidae
Gene: cct2
Product: chaperonin containing TCP1, subunit 2 (beta)
Exons: 16
Coding region: 106-1713 (535 amino acids)
Biological process (GO): protein folding
Cellular component (GO): cytosol; chaperonin-containing T-complex
Molecular function (GO): ATP-dependent protein folding chaperone; ATP hydrolysis activity; ATP binding
Source: RefSeq, a predicted model, not a curated record